CAUCAUUCUGCGAUUCCCCACAUGUGUAAAACAUUUGUUUUCUGUCGUGCUGAAGUUUUACACCAAAGUUCAACUGCGGAAACGUGUCUUAUAAGGCUAAGGGCUAAUGUGCUAGUUGUCAGUCAGUGCUGUCAUUCAUUCACUCAGUGUUUCUGUGGUAAAGAGUCCAAAUGAAGUUGUUCAUUUGACGGAAGUAUUGUGUUUAAAAGUUCCAGAUUUGCAGCUCCUUCCCAGACCCAUUUUGCCUUCAUUCCUGAACAUCAGCUCUUCUCUGGUCCCUCGUCUGUUUCAGUCAUGAGUGACAGUGAUGAUGACAUCCCCACACUUUCAGCACACACUCUGGCCGCCCUGCAGGAGUUUUACAGUGAGAACAUGGUGAAUCAGGCCCCAUCAGACCAGUACGCUGUGGGAGCCAUGGAGGAGGACUGGGGGAUGAGCCAGUUCUGGUAUAGUGACGACACAGCAGCUCGGUUAACGGAGGAGCUCAUACACGAAGCAGGAGAGGGAGGCAGGAUAGCCUGUGUGAGUGCACCCAGCGUCUACCAGAAGCUGAAGCAGGGUGUGGUGGACGGCUCAGACCGGGUGUCCUCCGUUGUGCUGGAGUUUGAUCACCGCUUCGCCGCCUAUGGUGAUGAAUUCAUCUUCUACGACUACAACGAGCCGCUGUCACUCCCAAGUAACGUCGCUCCUCAGAGCUUCGACAUUGUCCUCGCCGACCCGCCGUACCUGUCAGAGGAAUGUCUGAGCAAAGUGUCCAAAACCAUCCAGUUCCUGAGCAAAGGCAAAGUACUGCUGUGUACAGGAGCCAUCAUGGAGAACAUCGCCAAAGAUCUUCUGGGUGUAAAAAUGUGCAGCUUCCUGCCACAACACAAAAGGAAUCUGUCCAACGAGUUUCGCUGUUUUGUCAACUACCCAUCCCGCCUGCUGUCCAGCUGAGGAGCAGCGCCUCCAUGUGGACACAGACUGUCAGAGCGUAGAGGACGUUUCAGACGCGACACUGCUGGUGUGAAAGGACACAUUAAGUCCUGCACAAUGAGUCCAGACCUUUGGUUUGGUAACUGCUGCAUGAAUACAGAAACAAUAACUGGCAAAUGAUGCAGUCAGUCACCUUAUAACAACAUCUAAGUGAUUAUGAAGUCAGAUUAUCCAUGACUUUAUUGAAUUUCACUCUGAUUUCAUUCUCAGUCUGGUAUUUCUGUGUAACUUACUGCUGCUGUUCUGUUUGUGCCUCAAAUCAAGCAGACAUUUUAAGCUGUUUAGUAAACGCUACAACAAUUUAGUGAAUAUUGUACAGUGAGUCUGGCAUUAACAUGAAAUAAACCCUGACAGGGUGGCACAGUGCUCUCUUCAUUUUUUUAAGAGUUGUACGUAAAACAUUUUACGACUUAUAAAUGCUUAAUGCACUAAUAGAAACCUUUAACUUCUACAGUUGAUGUGAUAUGGCCUAUUAUUAAAAAAUUCACACAAAUUUACUCUGGGGAUUUGUAAAGUUCAUCUGGAUCUGGUUCCAGGUCAUAAUGUGAACCCUGCUCCUUUUCAGAUAUGCUACUGUGAAGUCAACAUCUGGAUUUGGACUGUUGGAUUCUGGGAAACUGAGUACUGGUCCUUUUACACCACAGGUGUCAAACAUGCGGCC
Molecule: messenger RNA, 1636 nt
Organism: Sphaeramia orbicularis (orbiculate cardinalfish)
Lineage: Eukaryota; Metazoa; Chordata; Actinopteri; Kurtiformes; Apogonidae
Gene: eef1akmt1
Product: EEF1A lysine methyltransferase 1
Exons: 6
Coding region: 295-936 (213 amino acids)
Biological process (GO): methylation
Molecular function (GO): nucleic acid binding; protein-lysine N-methyltransferase activity
Source: RefSeq, a predicted model, not a curated record